Williopsis jadinii is the source of this 939-nucleotide messenger RNA. Its product is annotated as phosphoglycerate mutase-like protein. The annotation marks the transcript as partial. The record is from RefSeq and is a predicted model, not a curated record. Lineage: Eukaryota; Fungi; Ascomycota; Saccharomycetes; Phaffomycetales; Wickerhamomycetaceae. The transcript has a single exon. Gene Ontology annotation, molecular function: phosphatase activity. Gene Ontology annotation, biological process: dephosphorylation.
UAUAACUACUGCAACAUGCCUCGUGCUAACAAGCGGUCUUACCAAAACGUCACGUCUGAGUACAAGCUGGCCUAUGUCGAAGUUAUCCAUAGACACCAGAAGAGAACCCCAUACUCUUCGAACAUGCUUCCAGGUGAUGUGAAAGAAGAAGGUGUUCGCUAUCCGCAGAUCACCGCUGGCGGUAAGGUCGACUCUAAGCAACAUGGUCUUGAUCUAUUUCAGCUGUACCAUGAUGAACUGGGGUUCUUGCCUGAUGAAUACGACGAGGAGUUGGUCCAAUGGAGAAUCACCAACAACAACAUCACCCAACAGGUUUUCGACUCGUUAAUCACUGGAAUGUAUCCAAACGACAACAUCACUGCUGAGUUGCGUGAGGUUGAUAACUUGGAACCAAACUUGGACUGCCAUCAAGCGGAUGAUUUGAAGAAAGCAAUCAGAUCAACCCCAAUGUGGUACGAUGAGACAAACAUGACCAUUUAUGACGAGCUGGCCACACAGGAUGGCAUCAAUGCAACUUCUCAUCCUGGAUUCUAUGGUUCCAUCGACCAUUUCUUCGAUAACUUGUCGACUAAGACAUGUGCAGGUGACAUGAUAAACGUUACGAAUUCACAAUUCGAGACCGUUAUGAAACUGGGCCAUUGGGAAUACGAUUACACUUUCUACUCCAACCCCAAUGCCACCGAUUAUGGUAUUUACAAGUACGGUAACUUCACCACCGAGCUGGCUUCCCAUUUCCAAGAGGUUAUCAGUGGAGAGAGAAAAGUCAUCUAUCAACACAACAUCGCACAUGACGGUUCGAUUUCAGCCCUGACUGCACUGUUGAGUAAAUACCUCGACUUGGGAUUCUUCCAAUGGCCAGGUAUGGGCGCAGAGUACAUUUUUGAGCUCUAUCACCAAGAGUCCAACGAUUCCUACCACUUGCGUAUCUUGUACUCCGGU